UUUUCGGUCUCUCUCCUGUCCUAAUCCUCAAGGAGGAGGAAGAGUUGGCUUUCAUAAUGGCCGAAACACGUCUAGUCUUCUCGGCUGGACGGCGUGUGUCGGGUGUUUGAAUUCCGACUAGUUGCCAUCUUUAGCUUUUCGGCCCUUCUCGCCUUUUGCCGAUUCAUUGUUGAACCCGAUUGCGAGUGACAUCUUUAUUCUUACUUUAUUCCAAGCCCAUUGCACAGACUAGCAUAAACUAUGCAAGGCCAUUGAAGAGCUCUGCUUCUUUUCUAAGCAGCACUGGUGUCUUGCCUCGAUUCUCGAGAUACAGCAAAGAAUUCCAACCGGCCGAAGAUUCACCCCCUUCGUUUUCAAAUGUCUUUUCACAGCCAGCAAACGGAUGCAAAAUACUGAGGCGAAGAAGAAUGAUGGACUGGGUUUUGUUCGCUGCAAGCGCGUCAACCGCCGGAAAUGCAUGUGGGCUUAUCUAAUUGGACUGGGAGUUCUGGCUGUGAUCUUGAUGACAUCCCAUCUACCACGCUCUAGCCUUAAUCCAUCAACUUUCGUCGAUAACGAUGACCAGCUCGGAAGCGGGAUGUGGAGACGUCAUUUGUUGACAAAUGAAGACAAUGAAGCAUCUUCUACAACGACAACAUCAACAACAGCAACGCCUAGUCUGAACCCUUUUAAUGGAACCAAUUGCACUCCGCCGGCUAUUAAAGAGUUUCCGCGGCCAAUCAUUCCACAAUACGUGAGAGCCAAAGGCGGUCUCGUUGUCCACCUGCUCAUUUCAGCCUACAUGUUCCUAGGGCUGUCAAUCGUCUGCGAUGACUAUUUCGUUCCUGCGCUGGAAAGAAUGGUCGAGUCUCUUCACAUGUCGCAAGACGUUGCGGGAGCGACUUUCAUGGCAGCAGGGUCGUCGGCCCCCGAACUUGCCACUGCUAUCAUCGGUGUUUUCAUAGCUAAGGACGAUAUAGGUAUCAGUGGUGUUAUCGGUUCUGCCGUUUUCAAUAUCAUGUUCGUUAUUAGCGUGUGCGCCCUCUUCUCCGGAGGUGUCAUCUACCUCAAUUGGUGGCCGCUCGUUCGCGACUGCAUCGCUUACUUUGUCUCUAUUUUCGCUCUUCUUUUCACCAUUUACAAUGAGGUGGUCACAUGGUACGAGUCCACCAUUUUCCUCUUGCUUUAUGUGGCCUACUGUGUAAUGAUGUACUACAACUCUGAACUGGAGCGAUGGGCCAACACCCUACCGAUUCCAAUUCCCGACUACGCCCGAAGACUUCCUGGUGGAGAAAACGCGUCGCUAAUGCCCUACAAGAAUCUAGACGUAGAAGGAGGUGGACCGUCUGGAAAACUCUACACUGACGAAAAAUCUCCCGAUUCUGCCAAAUCUUCGAUUGACGGAAACGCUGUCGGCGUCGACCCUACUUCACUUGGCAAAAUUAAGGAAGAGGAAGCUGAACGGUUUUCGCCUUGGGACGCACCGAUCGCAUUCUGCGAUCGAAUCGUGUGGGCUAUUUGCUUGCCAUUGCGUGCUGCUGCCUACUACACCAUGCCGAACUGCCGCUUAGAGAAGUGGGGCAGUUGGUUCCUCGUUUCUUUUUUUAUCAGCAUGUUGUGGAUCUCCAUCUUUUCUUACGUCAUGGUCUGGAUGAUUACUAUUAUUGGUUUCACGAUGGGAAUUCCGGAUACAGUGAUGGGCUUGACAUUCGUGGCCGCCGGUGUAAGUAUUCCAGACAUUUUGACCAGUUUGGCUGUGGCGAGGGAAGGUUACGGUGACAUGGCCACAUCCAACGCCAUUGGCAGCAACGUUUUUGACAUUCUUAUUUGUCUCGGGUUACCCUGGUUUCUUCAAACUGCCGUUGUUAGUCCAGGAAGUUUCGUGCGGGUCAUAAGCAAAGGCUUGACAUACUCCACGCUUUCAUUGCUGUCAACAAUUGUUUUCCUGUUGGGCGCCACGCAUCUCAAUGGGUGGAAAUUAGAUCGCAAAUACGGAGUGGCACUCUUAGGCUGGUAUUUCUUCUUCAUGAUCAUCGCUUCUAUGUACGAGAUGAACAUAUUCGGCUACUUCAAUCCACCAGAAUGUGACAGUGAUUUCUGAGAAAUUAGGCGCUUUGUUCUAGACCACCGUCCCGGAUUUGCACUAACAAAAAAACAACUACAAAAACAAAAACAAAAAACAGCCAGUUAUCUAUAGGAAUCAAGUAGUGAUAACCUGUAUUUAGCAGGCGAUGAAGCUGGUCACUGGUUUGCAUGUGAUGAACUUAUACAGUGUUCCAAAGUUUCAUCGGGCGCUACAGCUUUCGGCCACGCAUCCGUAGUUGUCGGUGGAGCGCAAAUUUUAUAUUCUUCUAUUCCGUACGGAUAUAACGGCAACGAGGUUUUCUUUCACAAUAACAUACACUUGCGAUUCAUCUGUUGUGUAGCACAAGACCUAGUCUGAUAUGUUCACUAAUUGUUUCUCGAUAUAGUCAUCGUUCUCUUGUUUGUUUACAUACGAUAAGUAUCUUUGGUGUUUCGACGUGUGCCAAUGUAUUGAUGUUAAAAAAUUCAAAUUGCUUUCAAUUUUCCUCCACCCCCCACUCCUUUUUUUCUUUUGAUUAUUAUUAUAUAAAUCAAUUAUCCAGUAUUAUUACGUUUCCUAAGCAUUCCACCUUGAAACCUUGUUAAUCGUAAUCAACAUGUAAGGGGAAGUGUUCUGUGAACGAUGAAGUUUAAAAAUGUUCAUUCCGACUUUAUUCAUCAUAAUUUAAUAUAGUGUUACACCAAGCAGUUGUGCAUACAUGAAUUAUGCAUGGUUCUCAUGGGAGAAACUAUAGAACAUUCUAAAAUUCUAGCAUACGUGUACUGUACUACUUCGGGUUAACAGCCUAUUGCACCUUGAGCUAAUAAAACAAUCAUUCGUCUAAAGUA
Messenger RNA from Daphnia magna, 2892 nucleotides. RefSeq names its product probable sodium/potassium/calcium exchanger CG1090. Bases 383 to 2080 code for a protein of 565 amino acids. Gene Ontology annotation, molecular function: calcium, potassium:sodium antiporter activity; calcium channel activity. The record is from RefSeq and is a predicted model, not a curated record. The transcript has 12 exons. Gene Ontology annotation, cellular component: membrane. Lineage: Eukaryota; Metazoa; Arthropoda; Branchiopoda; Diplostraca; Daphniidae. Gene Ontology annotation, biological process: calcium ion transmembrane transport; intracellular calcium ion homeostasis.